GAACGAAGCUGAGUGAGUGGUGACACGGAACCAUAAUGGUGAUGCACACUCGACGAUAACUGAAGUGAGCAUGGCGUCGGGUCAUCUGUGCAGGCUGCACAGCCUACUAACAAGACUUUCCAACGGGAACACACUAUUACGAGCACAAACAUGUUUGGUGCCAGUGCGACACAAGUCCGGUAUCAGUGGUCCUUCACUUGACGGUCCCAACAGUAAUGUGGAAAUUGGCGUGACUUCAGAUGGGAAAACCGUAGUGUGCUACCAUCCAACUGUCGACAUUCCCUAUGAGUUUACCCAGCCUAUAGAGCGUCCAGACCCCCUGACAAACCCGGCUGAGACCCACGACCAGGUUCUAAAGGCUCACCUCAGCAAGGAGGUGCUGAAGGACAAAAAGGGUCCCACUAUAGAGGAGCUGAGCAAGAUGUUUCACACCACCAAACACCGCUGGUAUCCAUUCGGACAGUACCGCACCAGACGCAUUAAAAAGGAUCCCCCAAAGGACAGAUAAUUUAAUCCACAGGACUUUAUUUGGUUUGUGUUUGUGUCAUUGUCAUCAUAAUGUUAAAUAAACUGUAAAAUAUGAA
Messenger RNA from Notolabrus celidotus (New Zealand spotty), 584 nucleotides. It is a transcript of the gene mrpl42, whose product is annotated as mitochondrial ribosomal protein L42. The transcript is spliced from 5 exons. Lineage: Eukaryota; Metazoa; Chordata; Actinopteri; Labriformes; Labridae. The coding region runs from base 71 to 508 and encodes 145 amino acids. Gene Ontology annotation, cellular component: mitochondrial large ribosomal subunit. The record is from RefSeq and is a predicted model, not a curated record.